Molecule: messenger RNA, 2854 nt
Organism: Drosophila navojoa
Lineage: Eukaryota; Metazoa; Arthropoda; Insecta; Diptera; Drosophilidae
Gene: Clbn
Product: Nuclear export mediator factor NEMF homolog Clbn
Biological process (GO): ribosome-associated ubiquitin-dependent protein catabolic process; rescue of stalled cytosolic ribosome
Cellular component (GO): RQC complex
Molecular function (GO): ribosomal large subunit binding; tRNA binding
Source: RefSeq, a predicted model, not a curated record
UAUAUCUUUCUCUUAGGUUAAACUGGCGACUGUGAUAAAUUAUACAAUUAAAAAUGAAAACACGGUUUAGCUCUUACGAUAUCAUAUGUGGUGUCGCAGAGCUCCAAAGGUUAAUCGGCUUACGUGUAAACCAGAUAUAUGAUAUUGACAAUAAGACUUAUCUAUUUCGGCUUCAUGGAGGCGGAGCAUCAGAGAAGGUUACCUUAUUGAUUGAAUCUGGAACUCGCUUUCACACGACUUCGUUUGAAUGGCCAAAGAAUAUGGCACCUUCAGGAUUUUGCAUGAAGUUCAGGAAACAUUUAAAAAAUAAACGGCUCGAGCAUAUAAAUCAACUAGCAGCUGAUAGAAUAGUUGACUUUCAAUUUGGCAGUGGAGAAGCUGCUUAUCAUGUAUUUUUGGAGUUAUAUGAUCGUGGAAACGUUAUUUUAACUGAUUAUGAGAAAACAAUACUAUACAUCUUACGUCCUCACACGGAAGGAGAGAGUAUAAAAUUUGCAGUGCGUGAAAAAUAUCCCGUCGAUCGAGCAAAAAUAGGAAAUUCUGAACUGAUGGAAAGCAAAAUGCGUGAGAUAAUAGAAAAUUCGAAAGAAGGGGAUAGCUUGAAACGCAUAUUAAUGCCGAUUCUUGACUGUGGUCCAGCUGUAAUUGAGCACGUUCUGAUUGAACAUGGAUUAGAAAAUCACUUCAUAAAAGGUUCGGUGGUUCAAAAGCAAGGCGAAGCAGAAUCGUCAAAAAAACAAAGCAAACAAAAAAAUCGUAAAAGUUCAGAGGUAAAUCCAUGUGAUAUAAAAUUUUUUGAUUUGGCAGCAGAUUUACCAACACUUAUGUUGGCUUUCAAGAGCGUCCAUGAUUUGAUGACAAUUGGACGGAAUGGAAGAUCCAAAGGAUUUAUAAUUCAAGUUAAAGAAGAAAAACCUACAAAGUCUGAAAAUACAGAACAUUUUUAUAGAAAUAUUGAGUUUCAUCCUUACCUGUUUUCUCAAUAUAAAGAACUACCUUUUAAGGAAUAUGAAACAUUCAUGGAGGCAGUUGAUGAAUUUUUUUCGUCUCAAGAGUCACAAAAAAUUGAUAUAAAAACAUUGCAGCAAGAAAGAGAAGCUCUUAAGAAGCUUUCUAAUGUAAAAAAAGAUCAUACAAAGCGCCUAGAGGAGCUUAAUAAAGUGCAAGAAGAUGAUAAAAAAAAGGCAGAAUUAAUAACAUCUAAUCAGAGUUUGGUGGAUAAAGCUAUUUUGGCAAUCCAGUCAGCCAUAGCAAGUCAAUUGUCGUGGCCAGAUAUACAAGAGCUUGUAAAAGAAGCCCAAGCCAAUGGAGAUAUUGUUGCAAGUUCGAUAAAACAGUUAAAGCUGGAAAUAAAUCACAUAUCAUUAUUACUUUCGGAUCCGUAUAAAAAUGAAAACGAAAAUGAUAAUGAUUCUGAUAACGAUUCGGUUAUAGUAGACAUUGAUUUGGCAUUAUCCGCAUGGGCCAAUGCUCGCAGAUAUUAUGAUUUGAAGCGUUCUGCGGCCCUAAAAGAGAAAAAAACGAUUGAUGCAUCGCAGAAAGCUUUAAAGUCAGCAGAGCGUAAGACACAGCAAACGCUAAAAGAAGUACGCACUAUAUCAAAUAUAGCUAAAGCAAGAAAAAUUUUUUGGUUUGAAAAGUUUUUUUGGUUUAUUAGUUCCGAGAACUACUUAGUAAUAGGUGGAAGAGAUGCUCAGCAAAAUGAACUUAUUGUUAAAAGAUACAUGCGACCGAAGGACAUAUAUGUGCAUGCAGACAUUCAAGGCGCAUCAAGUGUUAUCAUUCGUAAUACAACUGGAGAAGAAAUUCCACCCAAAACAUUAUUAGAAGCUGGCACAAUGGCUAUUUCAUACAGCGUAGCGUGGGAUGCAAAGGUUGUGACAAAUUCUUACUGGGUUUAUAGUCAUCAAGUUAGUAAAACGGCUCCAACAGGAGAAUAUUUAGGUACAGGAAGUUUUAUGAUACGCGGGAAAAAAAAUUUUUUGCCAUCUUGUCAUCUUAUUAUGGGGCUAAGCCUACUUUUUAAACUUGAAGAUAGCUUUUUACAACGUCAUGCUGGAGAAAGGAAAAUUCGCACUACAGAAGAUACUAUUAAUCCGGAUAAUAUUGAGCAGCCAGAAAUUUCAUCCACUGAUCUAAAUGAAAUCAACGAGGCUUUUGAAUCAAUUAAUGAAUAUGGAACGAAUUCAUUUCCAAAUACUGAAGUAAAGAUUGAACAUGAUACCGGUAGAAUAACUGUUAAAACUGAUUUAUUAGAGGAAACAAUUGAAACAGAUGCUGUUAAUCGACAAAGCCAAGACAUAAUAAAUGAUGAAGAUACGGUCAUUAUAAAACCAGCACCAUCCCGAAAGAAAAAUCAAUCCACAAAAAAACGUAGGGAAUGUAAAGAACGGUCAGAAAAAAAAAAUAUUGAGAUGUUUCAUGUUGCCUCCCCAGAAACGGAAACAAAUUCUUCUAAGGUUAAGCGCGGUCAAAAGGGAAAAUUAAAAAAAAUGAAACUGAAAUAUAGAGAUCAGGAUGACGAGGAACGCAAAAUAAGGAUGAUGAUUCUAAACUCAUCAGGAAAGGAUAAACCGAUAGCUAAUACUGAGAGUCAGGUGGAAAAACGUAGUUCUUUACCAAAAACAACUCCAGUGGAAGCGUUAGAAAACAUUCUCUCCAAAAAUCAAGUUGAAAAUGAAGAUAUCGACGACAAUCCCAUUGCUGUAGACACCGACUUGUUAGAUGGCCUUACUGGUGUACCAUUUGAUGAUGAUGAGUUGCUAUUUGCUAUACCAGUUGUAGCUCCGUAUCAAGCAUUGCAGCAAUAUAAGUAAGUAUAGAUAGUCAAAAAUUACUUAAAUUCGUAAGUUGA